AUGUUCGAUGGGCAGGUGUCCACAUACCUUUGGUCAUGUAGUGUCUAUAGGCCUCUGUACCCUCCGUGGGGGUCCGUGGUUACAGCUAGGGGGAGGCGUUGUACAGUGGUCACACAACCAGGAAGAGCUUGAUAGAAAAAGUCUCGCAGCCUAAGUGAAGUGUCAGUAGGCAGGCACAGAGAACAGCAGGUCUCGACGUCUCUGACAACCCCUAAACUCCCGUGCCAAUAACCAUUCUUGGAUUCGGAAACGGAGCUGGAAGAGUAAAUGUAUUUGAAUUGUAAAGCUUAUUUUGUGAAUUUGGUUUAUCGUUUGAGCUAGAAUAUUGUCAACAGCAGAGAAACUCGAGUGGCUUUUGAGGUUUACAGUCCUAACCUACUAGAGACAGUCUUCCCUAUCCUUUGCCAUGGCUUCGACAACCUGUACCAGAUUUACCGACGAGUAUAAUCUCUACGAAGAGCUGGGAAAGGGAGCUUUCUCCAUAGUGAAAAGAUGCAUGAGGAUCUCCAGUGGACAGGAGUAUGCUGCCAAAAUCAUCAACACAAAGAAGCUAUCUGCUCGGGAUCACCAGAAGCUGGAGCGAGAGGCCAGGAUUUGUCGCCUGCUCAAGCACCCCAAUAUCGUGAGGCUCCAUGACAGCAUAUCAGAGGAGGGAUUUCACUACCUGGUCUUUGACUUGGUGACUGGUGGGGAGCUGUUUGAGGACAUCGUAGCCAGAGAGUACUACAGCGAAGCAGACGCCAGUCAUUGCAUUCAGCAGAUCCUAGAGGCCGUGCUCCACUGCCACCAGAUGGGCGUGGUCCACCGCGACCUGAAGCCUGAGAAUCUGCUCCUAGCCAGUAAGCUGAAGGGCGCAGCGGUGAAGUUGGCAGACUUUGGUCUGGCCAUCGAGGUGCAGGGAGAUCAGCAGGCAUGGUUCGGUUUUGCGGGGACCCCAGGCUACCUCUCCCCAGAGGUCCUGAGGAAAGACCCCUAUGGGAAACCUGUGGAUAUGUGGGCCUGUGGUGUGAUUCUCUACAUUCUCCUGGUGGGCUACCCUCCCUUCUGGGACGAGGACCAGCACAGACUGUACCAGCAGAUCAAGGCUGGGGCUUACGAUUUUCCGUCCCCUGAGUGGGACACAGUGACCCCCGAGGCCAAAGACCUGAUUAACAAGAUGUUGACCAUCAACCCUGUCAAGAGGGUCACCGCCACAGACGCACUCAAACACCCCUGGAUCUGUCAACGCUCCACGGUGGCGUCCAUGAUGCACAGACAGGAGACGGUGGAGUGCCUGAGGAAGUUCAACGCCAGAAGGAAACUCAAGGGUGCUAUCCUCACCACCAUGCUGGCCACACGCAACUUCUCAGCAGCCAAAAGCCUGCUCAACAAGAAAGCUGACGGCGUCAAGGAGUCCAGUGAGAGUGCAAACACCACCAUGGAGGAUGAGGACGUGAAAGCUCGUAAGCAGGAGAUCAUCAAAGUGACUGAGCAGCUGAUUGAGGCCAUCAACAAUGGAGACUUUGAAGCCUAUACGAAGAUCUGUGAUCCCGGGCUUACAUCCUUUGAGCCAGAGGCUUUGGGAAACCUAUUGGAGGGAACAGACUUCCACAGAUUCUACUUUGAGAACGCUCUGUCCAGGGGAAAGCAAGGGCCCGUCCACACCAUCCUGCUCAACCCCCACGUGCACCUGAUCGGCGACGACGCGGCGUGUAUCGCUUACAUCCGCCUCACCCAGUACAUGGACGCAAGCGGCAUGCCACGCACCAUGCAGUCGGAGGAGACCCGCAUCUGGCACCGCCGCGACGCCAAGUGGCAGAACAUCCACUUCCACCGCUCCGGCUCGCCCACGGUGCCCGCCAAAUAAGUUGACUGGAGUUGAGGAGCCCCUAGCCUACAGCUGUCAGCUGACCUGCGGAAUUUGCCUACUAAGUGUGUGACAUCCUCGCCCAAUCCCAUCCCAACGCUACAACUUCGCCCUCUGAGUGUUGUUUACAUAUCGUCGCUGCUGGACUGAAGAUUCUUCUUGUAAAAUAUAAAAAGGAAACAACAAUCUUGACGAUAUCAUUUUAUAGAGAAAAUGUUGGUGUUUUAUCGCAUUGUUCCAUUCUUCUCAGUCUCAUCGCAGGACACUUAUGACUGAAACAUAUAUAUUUUUUAUUUUAAUACAAUAAUUUCCUAAUUUUAAACAUGUUUUAAGUUUGAAUGCCAUAGGAAAAUGAAUAGAGUACAUGCCAGAGUUGUUGACGAUAUGUGAAGUUUGCCAAUUUGUGGGUUUAUGAGAUAUAUCUGAGAGAUUUUCAAUCUUAAAUAAUAUACAGUAAUACAGUGUCGUCCGUAAUUAUUAGGACAGUGAAGCAUUUUUUUUCUUCUUUUGAAAUCGUGGCUGAAGUUUAUAGUGCAGAAUGACAGCUUUAAUUUGACGGUAUGUUCAUCCAUAUCGGCUCAACCGUUUGUAAAUUACAGCACUUUUUGUACACAGUAGUCCUCCCCAUUUUAGGGGACCAAAAGUAUUGAGACGAAUGAACUUAACUGUGGUCUCAUAUUCAUAGCACGCAAUGACUACAUUAAGUUUGUGGCUCUACACAUUUUUGGAUGCAUUUUCUGUUUAUUGUGGUUGUUUCAGAUUAUUUUGUGCCCAAUUAGAAAUGAAGAGUAAAUCAUGUAUUGUGUCACUUUUAUACGGAUGAUCCUGAAUGAAUCGUGAAUAAUGAUGAGUGAGAAAGUUAGACUCACAAAUAUCAUACCAACACAUGCUAACCUUUCACCAUUACAAUAACAGGGGAGGUUAGUAUUUUGGGGGAGGGUAUGAUAUUGUGUGUCUAGCUUCCUUACUCAUAAUUAUUGUUUAGAAACAUUUUCCAAAAUGACACAAUACAUUAUUUACCAUUUAAUUUCUAUUGGGCACAAAAUAAUCUGUGUGUGUGGGGGGUGCUGUAAUUCAUAAAUGCUUCAGCCAAUUAGGAUGAAAAUACCCUCAAAUUAAAGAUGACAGUCUGCCCUUGAAGGUCACUGUUAGUUUUCAAAUCCAAACUUUGAGUAUAGAGCCAAAAGAAGAAGAAAUGCUUCACUGUCCCAGUAAUUACGGAGGGCACUCUAUACGGCUUGGUUUUCCAAUAUUAUCAGGGUCUGGGAUAUGCGGUGAACUGAAACUCAUGAGUGCAUUCAUAUGAUCUCAGUAUUGCACAUCGGUCCCAAUGACAAAAGUGAUAUCAGUUAAGCUUUACAGGACAGUGACCAACAUAUCGCAGUUUGUCAACCCUUUUUUUUUGUCAGUUUUUUUUGUGCAGAAAUGGCUAUAAAAAUCUAUGAGAACAUAAGUGAAUGUCAAAACAUGAGCUUGCUUCUUGUGGUGAUGUAUAGACUCGUGAUUGAGUGAAUCGCUAUAGCUUUGCUUAAACUCUGUGGAGUAUUAAACUGUUUAAACAUUAGCGUAGUUUACAAUCGGUUGACAAUUCCAAGUUCACUUGUUCUCAAUUGGCUCAAUAUUAAGUAUGAUUGCUGGGAAUUUCAAUUGACAAUGUAUGUUAAGGGAAAAAUUGUACCUUUUUGUUUUGCUAUGAUAUGCGUUUGGCUAUACAUCAUCACGUGAGAACUGUCUCAAUGAUGGAAUGUAAAACUAUACUGUAGAUAUAAUGUCCACGUAUAUUACUCGAGGCCAUUGUAUGACAUAUGGAACACUGUUUUAAAGUUAAAUGAUAUCUUCAUCAUGAUGAUGAUAAUUAUGUGAAUUUUAUUGGUGAUUUUUUUUCUCUUAAUUUUAUAUUGUUGAAUUGAUAGGUUGUCCCUUCUUGGAUUAUUGUUGAUCAUUUCUUCCAGUCCUCGCAUAUCGGUGGAACGAUUGACCCCCCCCCCCCCCCCCCCCAUGGAAGAAAAUAAAGAGCCUUUUACUUACCCCUUUUACCACUGAUGUGUCCCUGUGUGUUAAUUACUCUAUUUGACAAGUAGCAAUACACAUGGUUUUAUACUGAGGAGAAGUGAGACUGUUCUCAAGUAUGGAAUCACAUUGUUCUGUCAGUUUUUCCUAGUUGGUAGAGAUUUAUUAAAUGGGUUUGUUUGUUUUGCCAAUGGCUAUGUAAGGGAAUUACUUGUUAAGUUGAACUGCACUAUGGGAGACUGUGUAUAUUGUUGCUAUGAGGGAAAAGGACUGAUGUUUAAAUGUUUAAAAAAAUAACUAAUAAAAUGUGUGAUUUCUUCCAAAUG
Molecule: messenger RNA, 4182 nt
Organism: Oncorhynchus kisutch (coho salmon)
Lineage: Eukaryota; Metazoa; Chordata; Actinopteri; Salmoniformes; Salmonidae
Product: calcium/calmodulin-dependent protein kinase type II delta chain
Exons: 18
Coding region: 407-1846 (479 amino acids)
Biological process (GO): protein phosphorylation
Molecular function (GO): calmodulin binding; ATP binding; calcium/calmodulin-dependent protein kinase activity
Source: RefSeq, a predicted model, not a curated record